Penicillium cinerascens is the source of this 4626-nucleotide messenger RNA. RefSeq names its product putative Rho guanyl nucleotide exchange factor. Gene Ontology annotation, molecular function: guanyl-nucleotide exchange factor activity. Bases 1 to 4626 code for a protein of 1541 amino acids. The record is from RefSeq and is a predicted model, not a curated record. The transcript is spliced from 2 exons. NCBI's taxonomy places the organism in Eukaryota, Fungi, Ascomycota, Eurotiomycetes, Eurotiales, Aspergillaceae.
AUGGCAGUCAACGCAACAGCGCCUGCGGGCACCUCGUUGUCGGACCUUCCUUUGGAAUAUCUCAGUCUCUACCAUACCGUCGAUCAGUAUCUCUCCUCAAUUCUCGUCUUCUACGGCCCCGUUGCGACUGUAAAUGCCACCAUAAGCAGCUCGCGCAUUCAGGCGCAUAUAUUCACACCCGCUGGCUUUCAGAGCUACCCGCGCUUCACGAUAUCCCCAGCUGCUUCGGUGUAUGCCGCAGUCAAUCAUCUACCCCGCGAUAAACAAGGCGACGAAGUGGCCCGUGGGCUUGCUGUCAGCAUGCUAAAAUACUUCACCGAGUUGUCGGACCCGCUCAAACACUGUCUGACAGAGACGACCCGUGCUGCCAGACAAGGUGGCAAGAUUCUGAAACCGUUUGAUGCCGUCCAUGCCGCUGAUUUGGCCAAUCGCAUGAUAAGGGUGGAAGAUUCAACAGAGAUUGUGCGCGACAUUCGCAGUGCUUACCAGGAUCGCAGAGUUUCCUGGACCGAUAUCGACGUCGUCUUGCCUGCAGGCACUAUUCAAAAGCCCGAGCGGCGCAGCAGUGCGGGAUCCGACAUCGAGGAAACUCAAUCCCUCGAAUAUGGCCCCUACACACCCCUCAUAUCUGCUUUUGGCGACCCGAUGUUUUUGCCAACCUCACGACUCAAACGUGCGCCUUCACAACCGACCAAUGUCAGCAAAUCGAGAGUCUUCACGCGAAGUCAGAAAGAAGCUCUUCGUCUCACCAUGUGUGAGCUUGUUGACACAGAAGAGAGAUACGUUGCUAAACUGUAUUCUCUUGUACACGAAGUGGCAGAUGAAUUCCGGCAAAAAGCUCAAGUCAAGGGCGCCUCCAGUACCAGCCCUGAUGAAGCAUCGUUGGCUGCCCUCUUUCCACCGUGCUUGAACGAAAUCCUGGAAGUCAAUCUUGGUUUUCUAGAUGUCAUUCGACAAGUGCUUGACGAGACCGAAAAGGAUGCCAUCGAAGAUAUCAGUCAAGACACUGAACUCCCAGGGUCCGGCCAUCAUCGGAGAGAGAAUCGGGAUUCACUUGGUGCUGUGACGUUUGCGAGGGCGUUGCUCGACUGGCUUCCACAAUUCUCGCAGCCCUAUGCGAACUAUAUGCGUGCCCACACUGGAUUUACGCAGACGCUCAAUUCGUUCAUGAAAGACAAAGGCUCCAGCUUCUCAAAGCGGGUGUAUGAGACCGGAGAGCAGAGGUUAAGAUCUUUGCUGAUGGAACCUGUUCAGCGACUUCCUCGUUACAGUUUGUUGAUUGAUACCAUGACUGGAAGCUUGCCCCUGGUACACCCAGCUGUGCGACCGCUUCUGAAAGCUCGGGACAUUGUUAAGGACAUCUGUGCUCUAGACAAUUCUUCUCCAUCCGCACAUGCACAAAGUCUCAAACGAUUGAGAGAGCUCGUGGAUGGAUGGCCGGCGAAUAAGUUCCCUGAUGGUCGUUUGAUCACAGCCGUCGAUGUCAACGAGAUUGCACCACCUUAUCAAGUAGAUAUACAGGCCCCAGGCUCGGCCGCGGGAAUUAUGCUUCUUUACAAGAACUGUCUGGUACUGCUCGCAAAGCCUCUCGAAAGCCGAGCCACUGCGCGCGCAGUGUUGGCCGAUAUCGAUAAUGCAGCUUCCUCAACCAACGAUACGUCCAUGUCCCUACCGGCAUCGGAACUCAAGGUUGUACAGGUCCUGGAGCUUCACGCUAUUCGUUGCAUGCAGUCAGCCUCUGGCCGGUUGUUGUUCAUUGUACCCGCCUCAUACAAGCCCAAAUCUAGUUCUAUGGAUGGCGAGCAUGAUCUCCUUGCUUUAGAGCUGACUGCGAUGUACGAAGGAAGAGCCAGCCGUCUCAUUGAAGAAGUCACCAAAGCGAAGAUCGAGGGCAGGUUUCCAGAGCAAGAGCGAGAGGGAGGCAAAUGGACCCUCCGUAGCCCUCCUGCACCAACAGGCAAUGCAAAUAUUUUAGCCUGCGUGUGUGAGGAUGGCCAAGGCGCUGCAAUCAAUGAAGCCCAGGCGUCCCCAAUUCGAUUACUCUUCGACACUCCCAAGGCAAAGUGCACCCAGAUGCUCCAAAGCACCGAUUUGGAAAUGAUUAUUUCGAUCUCUCCGCCUAACGGUGACCAGUACAGAAUGGAUAUUGAUUCUGUCGUUGGUGGCCCAUACACGGACUUUGUCACUGUGGAUAACUUCAUCCCGACCAUGUCACGACGUCUGCAAAGCCUACUCUCGUCUCUGCACAGCCCUCGAAAUCCAAAAGUGAUGAGACCUCUGGUUCAUUCAAAUUUCGAAAUCCUUCGUUCCAUUACGACUAAUUUAAUUUUGCAAGUCAAGUCUUCACGCGGCUUCCGUCCGCCUUCGCCUACCAAGUUGAUAUCCAACCUUCUGGGAGGUAGUCGCGACAAUGUCCCGACCUUGAAGACACCGAAUUCAGCAUCUCUGCUGGGUGAAUUCCCGAAGAUGCCACCUCCUAGACCCCAGCAUGCCAGAUCCAAUACUUUGCCAUCUACAUUUCCCAGCAAAGAAAAAGAAAAAGAAGAAAGCCCGAGCAAAGCACCAGGAGCUGGAGUGACCGCCCUCAAGGGACCCGAUAGCCAGCUUGGAUCCCUGGAACAAACGUUUGCAGCCUACGUGCUUUCCUUACAAUCUCGAAGCGGGAACAUUCUUGGUCGUAUGCUCCGGGCUCGAGACUACGCGGAUCGUGUCCCAGUUAAUGAGCUUUACAAUGUCCUGCUGGAAGACCCAAGCAAGCUUCAGUCUGCCGCGGAGGUGCCUGUUGACACUUUGUUUGUCGCCUUCGAGACCUUCAUGAAAAAUGCCUGGAAGAUGAGCAUGGGUCCCGUCUUGGCAGUGUCGUCGUUGAAGUUACUACAGAGUCAGUUUGACACCAUGUUCCCUCGGGACUUUGAUGAGCAAUUUAAGAAGUUCUUGGUGGACAUCAGCCCGCAGAAUCGCCGUGCUCUGGCCGCCAUCAUUCGAUUGCUUGCCGAGUUGCUUGACGCCUCUGGUAAUGACGGGGAUAGGGGAGCCUUGACCAUGGCUUUCGCCGAGGUUCUCACGGAGGAAGGAGAUCCCGUCCAACACGUUUCGCUCUUGGACCGACUAGUCGAUGACUUUGACAAUCUCUUCGAAGAAUUUAUCCCCGGUGGCGCCUCAGUCGAGGGAACUCUGGGUUGUGAUCAGGGCAAGACCUCACAAGCAAACACUGGGUCAAUGGGCUCAAAUAGUUCAUCAUUCCGAAAGCGCUUCGGGUUUGGCCUCCAUAAGGAGAGUCAGAGGAGCGAAGGAGAGAGCAAGGUCGCAUCAAUCCUGCGAACUCUUAGCAAGCGACAGAGUCCUACGGAUUCAGAGCCUACCACCCCCAGGGGACAUUUGACACGUUCCAAGUCCACCGAUGUGGACUCUCGCCUAGGCUUUUUUCGACCUGCCUCACGCGAUCGCCCCUACGGAUUUUCAUCCGAGGAACAGAUCUCACGGCCGGGAACUGGCUAUGGUCAGCCGCAGUCCCUGUCGUCUGUCCCUGAAAUCUCACAGGAUGGGGUAGUCAAGUUCCGCAGAAAGCGCAGAAGCUCGCUGUCAGACUUACGCCCUCCAACAGCCCUGUCUGAUGCAUCUGAAGUCUCCCCAACCCAUCCGUUGCGACCGGUGACUCCAUCUAAUAUCCCACGCGCGGAAGUAACAACGCCAACCAGCCAACCAAGGCCGCAAAGCAGUUAUCAAACUGCUUCACCUAGCAGGAGCACAUCGCCCGCGAAAGCGUACUCUUCCAUUCGCCUGGGGUCUCCUAUUCGAAGGAUGUCACCUCCACGGCCUUCCACUCCGAGUAGAAAGGAAAAUAUUGAUCCCAAGGUACCACAGGCGGAUCGUGCAGCCAAGAACAAGCCACACAUUCCGGAAUCACCAAACCAGGAAAAUAAAAGGCGAUCUCGCGCUACCAGCAUUCCUCAGCGGACCGUGGGCCUCCGAGAGCGAUCAACAGUCAACAGCACGGAUAGCAAACGGCCCCAGUCCUCUUCGCCUCAAAAGCCGCAGAAACUGCGGAUGCAAAGUCCACAAAAGCUUCGUGAGCGUGUUUAUAACGAGAAGAGGUCUCAAGCUACCGCUCAGCUUGGUAUACGAGACGAGCUUAGGGCUAUCGGUGACGAAUUACAUGCUCUGAGACUCACGCCAAGCAAGCAAUCCGGCGUGGAGCCGGCCAUGGGUUCUCCAGGCGCUGAUAUCUCUUCGGGCGCAAGUGCUUCCCUUGAAGCUCGCAUGCGGACUCUUGAAGCGCGUUUCGACCAACUCUCCGGAGAAUGCAAUGGACGAACAUCAGCAUUGGAGAGAGACUUAGAGUCCUCUUUGGUCCUGAGUGAGAAGCGGGUCAAGAAGCUGGAUGAGCUAUACCGAGAAGCCAGUGCCGAAAAUGAAGCUCUCUAUGAUCGAUUCAACUCCGAGCUCAGCAAGAUCUCCCGGGAUGUUCGAUCUGGGAGCGCUGAAGACGCCCUGAAGUCUCAGCUGUCCAAUGCGCUGGAAGAAAUUGGUCGCCUCAAGAAAGAAAACUUUCGACUGAAGAGAGAGGCCGGAGGCCUCCGAGCCCAGCAGGCUGCUGUUGCUCUUUUGAAGGCGAGCGAGCUAUGA